Molecule: messenger RNA, 1140 nt
Organism: Talaromyces amestolkiae
Lineage: Eukaryota; Fungi; Ascomycota; Eurotiomycetes; Eurotiales; Trichocomaceae
Exons: 2
Coding region: 1-1140 (379 amino acids)
Molecular function (GO): FAD binding; oxidoreductase activity
Source: RefSeq, a predicted model, not a curated record
AUGGUGCCGCCCACGUUGAGCAUUUUCGAACGUUGGACUGAAUUCGAACCACCACUGUCCAUCGUCUGGCGUGGAGAGGAUAACGAGUCUCUCUACGAGGAAGCUCGAGUGAAUAGGGUAUUCAAUUGCCAACGGCCCAAAAGAUACCCACGUGGUAUCGUGUCUGCAAAGACAGAGUCUGACAUUGUCAAAGCUGUCAAGCUAGCAAUCGAUCAAAAAUGCUCCGUUUCUGUCCGGGCCGGAGGGCACAGUUGGCCAGUAUGGAGCAUUCGCAAUGAUACUAUCUUGUUAGAUCUAGGUGAUGUUUCCGAAAUCAGCUUUGACGAUGAUACUGGUGUGGUUAGCGCGUCUCCAAGUACAACGGGUCAAGAAUUAUCCGAUUAUUUGCAUACCAGAGGUCGCAUCUUCCCCGUCGGACAUUGUCCGGACGUGGGAAUUGGGGGCUACUUGCUCUGUGGUGGCAUGGGAUGGAAUUCCAAUAUUCCCUCUGGCAUCGACGACGGCCUGGAAAUUGCCGUGAUCGGAAGCUAUCCCUCCGGAUUUGAUGAGUGCUGCAUAACAGUUGCCCUUUUUGCCGUUGGCCACGAUGAAGAAAGCGUCAGAGAAGUCCUGCAUCGUGCAGACGAGUCUCACCCGGACGGGGCAGCGGUCCGCUCAGUUUGCGAUGACACGAACUUCAAUGAACAAUUCCAUUACAAACGGGAGGCAUAUCCAGAAGAACACAGGUAUUGUGCCGAUAAUUCGUUUCUGAAUGACAAUUCGGAUGUCGCAUCCGUUCUCAAAUCUGCAUUCUCAACGUUACCCACAAGAAAGUCACUAGCUCUCUACAACUCCAUGGUUCCUACAAGCCGCCGUGACUUGCCGCCUAUGGCGUUGAGUGUGCAAUCGGACCACUAUUUUGCGCUGUACGGUAUCUGGGAAGAUGAGGACGACGAUGCACGCAAUCAAGCGUGGGUAUCGGAGAUCAUGAAACAGGUUGGCCAACACUCGGUCGGUGCCUAUACGGGUGAAUUUGACUUUCAGACGCGACAGUCUCGAUUUUGGGGAGAUGAGCAAAAGAAAAAGUUGAAAGAUAUUAGGAAGAAAUGGGAUCCGACAGGAGUCUUCUGUGGCUAUCUGGGGCUCGAAAGUGAUCAAUAG